Coregonus sp. 'balchen' is the source of this 29832-nucleotide messenger RNA. The record is from the annotation of a GenBank genome assembly. NCBI's taxonomy places the organism in Eukaryota, Metazoa, Chordata, Actinopteri, Salmoniformes, Salmonidae.
AUGGCGAGGAAAAAAAGCAAACAGCAAGGAGUCGGGAGCAAGGAGCUGGUGGCCGUACAACAGAACAUAUCGAAGAGCCCCGUAUCUCCCGGAGAUGCAGCUGGCGGUGGUGGCGGAGAUGCAGGGCUGGAGAGACUGGCCGCCAGGGCGAACCAGGUAACGUUUAGCUAGCCGCAAACAUAACUAGUGGGCUAACUAAAAGGUUUGCUAACCUACCAAUCAGUUAGGGCCAUCCUGUAUUUCUGCUAAUUCCUUGAUUUAUUUUUUGAUGGCUGAUUGGGGAUUCUAGCUAGUUAAGUUGCAUAACUAAUUAGUGUUCCAGGGUUGUAUUUUUGUUCAUUUACUAUUUCUGGUCGGGGCGUAGUGAUAUCUAGCUCCACUUACAUUUUACAUUUUAGUCAUUUUAGCAGACGCUCUUAUCCAGAGCGAUUUACAGGUUAGUUGCUUAAUAAAUAAUUCAAACUCAGCCAGUGUUGUAAAUUGUGCAACCUAUAAAUAAAAGACCCAUUCACAUUAGUUUUAGCCAACAAGGCUAGCUAGCUAGCUAACGACAUCCAGUCUGCAUUUGCUGGUAGUAGUUAGUGUCAGGCGCAAGAUUGACAUUGUUGCCACAGACACGUCGUAAAAUGUUGCCUAUCGAAUUUGUAUCUAGCUUGUUAGCGCCUAGCCCGCGGUGGUAUUGCAAGUUUGCUGACAUUCAAUCUCACUUGGCAGCUAGUACACAAUAUACUGUGCACCGGUACUGUAACUACAUGUGCUAGCUAGUUGACUAACAAACUACAUCCCGGGGAUAUUUACCUGGCUAGCUGUAAAUAGUGUUAACGUUUAGCUAGCACCAUGCAUGGCUUGCUUUGUGAAGUUUGCACUUUGCAAACGUGUGCACUUUCUCUGCACACAUUUCUACUCUCAAGUGUCAUAUGCAUGCGUCGAAGUUUUUACAUAAACGUUACAUGGACGCCCUUGUAGGUGUAUGGGGUUUUGUGGUAAACAAAGUUUACUGUACCAGAAGACCACUAGCUUGUGUGGACCUGGGCCACAUUAAAUCACUACAUACUAACCACUGUGUUUUGUAAGAAACCACUGUGCAUGUGGCAAGCUGCCUCCAUGGUCAACUUUUGCUUCCUCUUUGCAAUACAGAUGUUGUUGUGAUCAUUGUCAACAUGGUGAGAUCUUACUCGUGAAAUUCUAAUCUCUGUGUUAAAAAUCUGACCUUUGAUCAGUGUCCAGGGGGCAACUUCAUCAUACUCCAUGUCCAUCUCACUAACAUCCACCUCUCCUCAGAUCCCAUCCUCUUCUCCACCCCUAAUCUUAUUGACCAAAAAAAGUCCCGUCUCCCCCAUCUUCCACCAACCCCACUUCCUCAAGCACCAUGCCAGCACAUCAAAAGCUAUGCGCGCACCACCAUACCUAGAGCUACACCGCCCACAGUCAGACGUCAUAUCACCCCACCCCACUUUCGACCCACCAACCAUCUCUUCUGCACACACCACCACGCUCCUCUCGUCUUCUUGGUCCAGCCCACAUCCUCUCUUCUCUCCCCAACCUCCUCUCUCUCCUCAUCCUCCUCCCUCUCCUCCUCUUCUCUCCCCCACUCCUCUCUCUUCCCUACUCCCCAUCCUCCUCCUCUCUUCUCUCCCCCAUCCUCCUCUCUUCUCUCCCCCAUCAUCCUCUCUUCUCUCCCCCAUCCCCAUCCUCUCUUCUCGUCCUUCACCUAGAUGAUUGACCUCCUCUCUCCUCCUCUCUUCCUGUCCUUCACCGAAACUCAGCAAAAAAAGAAACAUCCCUUUUCAGGACCCUGUCUUUCAAAGAUAAUUUGUAAAAUCCAAAUAACUUCACAGAUUUUAAUUGUAAAGGGUUUAAACACUGUUUCCCAUGCUUGUUCAAUGAACCAUAAACAAUUAAUGAACAUGCACCUGUGGAACGGUCGUUAAGCCACUAACAGCUUACAGACGGUUGCAAUUUAAGGUCACAGUUAUGAAAAUUUAGGACACUAAAGAGGCCUUUCUACUGACUCUGAAAAACACCAAAAGAAAGGUGCCAAGGGUCCCUGCUCAUCUGCGUGAACGUGCCUUAGGCAUGCUGCAAGGAGGCAUGAGGACUGCAGAUGUGGCCAGGGCAAUAAAUUGCAAUGUCCGUACUGUGAGACGCCUAAAACAGCGCUACAGGGAGACAGGACGGACAGCUGAUCGUCCUCAUAGUGGCAGACCACGUGUAACAACACCUGCACAGGAUCGGUACAUCCGAACAUCACACCUGCGGGACAGGUACUGGAUGGCAACAACAACUGCCCGAGUUACACCAGGAACGCACAAUCCCUCCAUCAGUGCUCAGACUGUCCGCAAUAGGCUGAGAGAGGCUGGACUGAGGGCUUGUAGGCCUAUUGUAAGGCAGGUCCUCACCAGACAUCACCGGCAACAACGUUGCCUAUGGGCACAAACCCACCGUCGCUGGACCAGACAGGACUGGCAAAAAGUGCUCUUCACUGACGAGUCACGGUUUUGUCUCACCAGGGGUGAUGGUCGGAUUCGUGUUUAUCAUCUAAGGAAUGAGCGUUACACCGAGGCCUGUACUCUGGUGCGGGAUCGAUUUGGAGGUGGAGGGUCCGUCAUGGUCUGGGGCGUUGUGUCACAGCAUCAUCGGACUGAGCUUGUUGUCAUUGCAGGCAAUCUCAACGCUGUGCGUUACAGGGAACACAUCCUCCUCCCUCAUGUGGUACCCUUCCUGCAGGCUCAUCCUGACAUGACCCUCCAGCAUGAAAAUGACACCAGCCAUACUGCUCGAUCUGUGCGUGAUUUCCUGCAAGACAGGAAUGUCAGUGUUCUGCCAUGGCCAGCGAAGAUCCCAUUCUCAAUCCCAUUGAGCACGUCUGGGACCUGUUGGAUCGGAGGGUGAAGGCUAGGGCCAUUCCCCACAGAAAUGUCAGGGAACUUGCAGGUGCCUUGGUGGAAGAGUGGGGUAACAUCUCACAGCAAGAACUGGCAAAUCUGGUGCAGUCCAUGAGGAGGAGAUGCACUGCAGUACUUAAUGCAGCUGGUGGCCACACCAGAUACUGACAGUUACUUUUGAUUUUGACCCCCCCCCCCCCCCCCCUUUGUUCAGGGACACAUUAUUCAAUUUCUGUUAGUCACAUGUCUGUGGAACUUGUUCAGUUUAUGUCUCAGUUGUUGAAUCUUGUUAUGUUCAUACAAAUAUUUACACAUGUUAAGUUUGCUGAAAAUAAACGCAGUUGACAGUGAGAGGACGCUUCUUUUUUUGCUGAGUUUAGAUGAUUGACCUCUCUCUCCUCCUCUCUUCCUGUCCUUCACCUAGAUGAUUGACCUCUCUCCUCUCUUCCUGUCCUUCACCUAGAUGAUUGACCUCUCUUCCUGUCCUUCACCUAGAUGAUUGACCUCUCUUCUCUCUUCCUGUCCUUCACCUAGAUGAUUGACCUCUCUUCCUGUCCUUCACCUAGAUGAUUGACCUCUCUUCCUGUCCUUCACCUAGAUGAUUGACCUCUCUCUCCUCCUCUCCGCUCCAUUCCUAAUGUUACUGACUCACCUCUCUGUCGCUCUCCCCCAGCCGAUGCACACCUGCUGCCUCCUGUGUCAUCGUGAGUUUAAGGACUGGGGGGCGAGCUCUGACAACGGUCUGCCUGGGGGCCACGGGGCGAAGCUAGCCGAUGCUGUCCCAGCCCUGUCCCAGGCCCUGCUCAGAGAGGUGCCGGGCCGGAAGCUGUCCGACACCGUGCCUUCACUGAGCCAGUCUCUACUGGGAGAGGUGCCGCUAUGGAUCUGCCAGAGCUGCCGGAAGAGCGUUGAGGAAGAGGAGAGACAGAGCGCACAGGAAACGUCUGCACCGGUAAGAGGGGGAGGGAGGAGGUAGGGGAGAGACGGAGCGCCCAGGAGACGCCCGCACUGGUAGGAGGGGAAGGAAAGUAGGGGAGUGGAAAAGAGAGGAGAAGAGCGAGAAGAGCGCCCAGGAGACUUCUGCACUGCUGAAUAUUACAAGACCAUGCAACUCAAGCUAUCCCAGUAUUAGCACUAACUACAGUUACAUGAAUACCCAUGUUACAGCUCGCUAGCUAUGGGCUGUGUGCUACAAUAGGGCGUAUGUCUGGUCACCUCAUCCACCAACAAGCUGAAAGGCACUGGAUUUGGUGAUGAUGAAACCUGCACCAUUCUCCAACUGUGGAUGGAUACAGGCAGCUUCAGUACUGUUAUCCUGUGGCUGUUUAUGUGGUGCUUCAGUGGUCCAUUCUGCAUGGCUAAAUGAAUACCACAUCUAAGGAUCCUGACAUCGUAAGAUUAGUCUCUUCUAAAGCUGUUUGUUCUCUGUCGGACUUGGCCUUCUCUCGUCACAAGCAGAGGUCCGCUGAGGUAGACUUAUUCAUGUGGAUUCAGCACAAGAACUGUUCGUCGGGAGCUUCAUGAAAUGGGUUUUUCCAUGGCCGAGCAGCCACACACAUGCCUAAGAUCACCAUGCGCAAUGCCAAGCGUCAGCUGGAGUGGUGUAAAGCUCACCGCCAUUGGACUCUGGAGCAGUGGAAAGUGAUAAAUCACGCUUCACCAAUUUUGGGGAAGGCCCUUUCCUGUUUCAGCAUGACAAUGCCGCCGUGCACAAGGUGAGGUCUAUACAGAAUGGUUUGUUGAGAUCGGUGUGGAAGAACUUGACUGGCCUGCACAGCCCUGACCUCAACCCCUUCGAACACCUUUGGGAUGAAUUGGAACGUCGACCGCGAGCCAGGCCUAAUCGCCCAACAUCAGUGCCCGACCUCACUAAUGCUCUUGUGGCUGAAUGGAAGCAAGUCCCCGCAGCAAUGUUCCAACAUCUAGUGGAAAGCCUUCCCAGAAGAGUGGAGGCUGUUAUAGCAGCAAAGGGGGGACCAACUCCAUAUUAAUGCCCAUGAUUUUGGAAUGAGAUGUUCAGGUGUCCACAUACUUUUGGUCAUGGAGUGUAACUAGUCUUGUCAGAGCCAGACCGGCCCAUAGGGUGGGAGUAGAGCUGGGAUGAUAAACCCAAAAUGAUUGACACUGAUUUAUCACAGGCAUUUUGUCUGAUAUCAUUCAUUAUGAUAAGUAGUUUACUAGAGAAAUGUGAAGUUUGAAAUCAACUGUGGAUCACAUUAUUCACAGGGCAGGAGUCUAUCUCCUGUUUCUGUAGAGUGAACCAGAACGGCCCAUAGGGCAGGAGACUAUCUCCUGUUUCUGUAGAGUGAACCAGAACGGCCCACAGGGCAGGAGACUAUCUCCUGUUUCUGCAGAGUGAACCAGAACGGCCCAUAGGGCAGGAGUCUACCUCCUGUUUCUGCAGAGUGAACCAGAACGGCCCACAGGGCAGGAGACUAUCUCCUGUUUCUGUAGAGUGAACCAGAACGGCCCACAGGGCAGGAGACUAUCUCCUGUUUCUGUAGAGUGAGGCAGCUUGAUGUACCAGUACAACCCUAGCCUAGACAGGACGCUAGUCUAUCGCAGGCGUCUUGGCAAGGUCAUGUAAAUGACAAGGAAAAAUGGGACCGUCUUGGUGAGGUCAGGAGAAACUCAGGGCUCUGCCUCUCAACCUGAGCUAAUGGCUUCUCUCCUGUCCGUAGUUAAAUGCUACGCACAUCCAGGAGACUGCUCAAGUGCUUAUUCAACUCCUCUCCUCUAUCCUCUAACUUUUACUCAGGUGUUUGCUGUAAAACAGAAUGUGUUCUGGUAAAACUAGAGUCAUUUGUAUUUAUUAUGGAUCCCCAUUAGUUCCUGCCAAGCCGGCAGCUACUCUUCCUGGGGUUUAUUAUGGAUCCCCAUUAGUUCCUGCCAAGGCAGCAGCUACUCUUCCUGGGGUCCAGCAACAUUAAGGCAGUUAUAUACCAUGGUAAUAUUUUAAAUGACAUUACAUUUCAUAACACUUUUCACAACAUAUUAAGUGUGUUCCCUCAGGCCACUACUCCACUAUCACAUAUCUACAAUACAGAAUCCAUGUGUAGGUGUGUGUAUGGAGUGCGUGUCUUAUGGUGUGUGUUUCUUCACAGUCCCCGCUGUUCCAUAAGGUGUAUUUUUAUCUGUUUUUUUAAUCUAAUUCUACUGCUUGCAUCAGUUACCUGAUGUGGAAUAGAGAUCCAUGUAGUCAUGGCUCUAUGUAGUACUGUGUGCCUCCCAUAGUCUGUUCUGGACUUGGGGACUGUGAAGAGACCUCCGGUGUCAUGUCUUGUGGGGUAUGCAUGGGUGUCCGAGCUGUGAGCUAGUAGUUUAAACAGACAGCUCGGUGCUUUCAACAUGUCAAUACCUCUCACAAACACAAGUAGUGAUGAAGUCAAUCUCUCCUCCACUUUGAGACAGGAGAGAUCGACAUGCAUAUUAUUAAUGUUAGCUCUCUGUGUACAUCCAAGGUCCAGCCGUGCUGCCCUGUUCUGAGCCAAUUGCAAUUUUCCUGAGUCCCUCUUUGUGGAACCUGACCACACGACUGAACAGUAGUCCAGGUGUAACAAAACUAGGGCCUGUAGGACCUGCCUUGUUGAUAGUGCUGUUAAGAAUGCAGAGCAGCGCUUUAUUAUGGACAGACUUCUCCCCAUCUUAGCUACUGUUGUAUUAAAAUGUUUUGAUCAGGACAGUUUACAAUCCAGGGUUACUCCAAGCAGUUUAGUCUCCUCAACUUGCUCAAUUUCCACAUUAUUUAUUACAAUAUUUAGUUGAGGUUUAGGGGUUAGUGAAUGAUUUGUCCCAAAUACAAUGCUUUUAGUUUUAGAAAUAUUUAGGACUAACUUAUUCCUUGCUACCCACUCUGAAACUAACUGCAGCUUUUUGUUAAGUGUUGCAGUGAUUUCACUGGCUGACGUGUAUAGUGUUGAGUUAUCCGCAUACAUCCGCAUACAUCGACACUCUGACUUUAUCCACAAUAUAGCAGGGGGUGUAAAGCCAUAACACAUACGUUUUUCCAGCAACAGACUAUGAUCAAUAAUGUCAAAAGCCGCACUGAAGUCUAACAAAACAGCCCCCACAAUGUUUUUAUCAUACAUUUCUCUCAGCCAAUCAUCAGUCAUUUGUGUAAGUGCUGUGCUUGUUGAAUGUCCUUCCCUAUAAGCGUGCUGAAAGUUUGUGUCAAUUUGUUUACUGUAAAAUAGCAUUGUAUCUGGUCAAACACCAUUUUUCCCAGAAGGUCACCAAGGGUUGGUAACAGGCUGAUUGGUCGGCUAUUUGAGCCAGUAAAGGGGGAUUUACUAUUCUUAGGUAGGGGAAUGACUUUUGCUUCCCUCUAAGCCUGAGGGAACACACAUUAUAGUAGGCUUAAAUUGAAGAUGUGGCAAAUAGGAGUGGCAAUAUCGUCCGCUAUUAUCCUCAGUAAUAAAGCUGUCAGACCCCGGUGGCUUAUCAUUGUUGAUAGACGACAAUAAUUUUUUUCACCUCUUCCACACUCACUUUACUGAAUUCAAAAUUACAACGCUUGUCUUUCAUAAUUUGGUCAGAUAUACUUGGAUGUGUAGUGUCAGCGUUUGUUGCUGGCAUGUCAUGCCUCAGUUUGCUAAUCUUGCCAAUGAAAAAAACAUUAAAGUAGUUGGCAAUAUCAGUGGGUUUUGUGAUGACUGAGCCAUCUGAUUUAAAUGAAUGCUCCAUUUAAGGUGCUCCAAAAGCGUUUUUACUAUAAUUUUUUAUGUCAUUUAUCUUUGUUUCAUAGUGUAGUUUCUUCUUCUUUUUAUUCAGUUUAGUCACAUGAUUUCUCAAUUUGCAGUACGUUUUGCCAACCGGUUGUGCAGCCAGACUUACUUGCCAUUCCUUUUGCCUCAUCCCUCUCAACCAGACCAUUUUUCAAUUCCUCAUCAAUCCACUGGGAUUACUUUUUUUUUUUUUUACAGUCAUUUUCUUAAUGGGUGCAUGCUUAUUAGUAAUUGAAAUAAGCAAUUUCAUAAAUGUGUCAAGUGCAGUGUCUGUUUGCUCCUCAUUACACACCACGGACCAACAUAUAUUAUCAAACAUGGGAAUCACUACAAAACUUAUUGUAUGACCUCUUAUACACUAUAUUAGGCCCAGCCUUUGGAACUUUGGUUUUCCUAGAUAUGGCUACUAUAUUGUGAUCACUACACCCGAUGGAUCUGGAUACUGCUUUCAAACAAAUUUCUGCAGCAUCAGUAAAGAUGUGAUCAAUACAUGUUGAUGAUUUCCUUCCUGUGCUGUUUGUAACCACCCUGAUAGGUUGACUGAUAACCUGAACCAGGUUUGCAGGCACUAGUUACAGUUUGAAUCUUUCUCUUGAGUGGGCAGCUUGCUGAAAGCCAGUCAAUAUUUAAAUCACCCAGAAAAAUACCUCUCUGUUUAUCACAUGCAUUAUCAUGCAUUUCACACACAUUAUCCAGAUACUGACUGUCAGCACUUGGUGGUCUAUAGCAGCUUCCCACCAGAAUGGGCUUUAGGUGAGGCAGAUGAACCUGUAGCCAUAUUACUUCAACAGUAUUUAACAUGAGAUCCUCUCUAAUCUUUACAGGAGUGUGGUUCUGAAUAUAAACAGUAGUGCGUUGCUUUGACCAGAGCCCUGUAGGCCUUGCUUUGGGCCCUGGUUAAAAGUAGUGUACUGUUUUUGACCCUGAACUAACAUCUCUUGUUUCUCCUGUGUCCUCCUCUCCCAGGUACCAGUCAGACGGCUCCAGUUAAUGUAAAUUUAAAACAUUGUCUUCCUCCAUUUCUGCUCUGUCUACAGCAUCAAAUGUUUAGUGGGGAAAAAGGCUGUACCUAUCAACCCUUGGCCUGAACCACCAUCUUCCCUUUCCCUCCGCCACCAGGUUCCGUUGUCCCACUCAUCGUCGUGUAAGGGCCCAGAGUUGUGAUAAAACCCGGUUACCCAGAGCAGAGCCCGUAGACUGGGACCCAUCCUCCUUCUCUCAGCCCACAAGCUUUCUGGUCUCUGGAAACUCAGGCUCACAAGCAACGGAUGGGUGCCACUGGCAACCACAGAACUGGGGGCCUUGCACCACAGCAAGGGGUUAACCCACUGCCUGCACGCACAGCAGGUACACACACCCCAUGACCUUGACCCCACACCUCUCUCUCUCUCUCUCUCUCUCUCUUCUCUCUCUGUCUGUUCUCUCUGCUCUCUGUCUCUCUGUCUCUCGGCCUCUCUCUAUAAAGGUGAAGUCGUACACAAAUGCAAACUAAUUUAGACAUUUUGUUAUUUGGCAUGUUUUCAAUUAAUUUACUUUAACGAAAUUGUAACAUUUGCAGACAUUUAACACUGACAAAAUUGAGGGAACUGUACUCGUGUGUAGCUAGCUACUGGCUACCUUGAAACAGCAACACAACAUGUUACUCCUCUGAGUAAAACGUUCUCCCUCCCCUCCCUCCUCUGGUCCAAUAGGAACAGGGGGACCAACGUGUCACGAGAAGCGAGUCUCUCACGAGGCUCCUGGGAAAUCUGCUAAAACGCCUGGGGGCCAAGGUGUGCCCCCUACAGUCACCCUUCCCAGAAUUCCAGUGUCGUCCCCGGGAACCCGCUCUCUACCUCCGGGGGACCUCUGUAAGGCCACCCCCAAGCACUUCAAGACCAUGUGCCGACGACCAACUCCGCCUGGUGAGGUCUUUUUUUCUCACCCUUUUUAGGACACAGACAACUCAAGACAUACCGGCAUCUAACUCGAAUUACUGUUCACAUGUCCCAUUGACAAUAGUGCAUUAUUAAUGGAUACACACGUAGAACUCAAGGAAGGAUUGUGCCCAUAGAUUACACCUCUAGAGAGAAGCAGAGAUAUGGCCCAUAGAUUACACCUCUAGAUAUGGCCCAUAGAUUACACCUCUAGAUAUGGCCCAUAGCUUACACCAUCUAGAUAUGGCUCCAUAGUAUUGACACCUCUAGAUAUGGCCCAUAGGAUACACCAUCUAAUAUGGCCCAUAGAUUAACACCCUCUAGAUAUGGCCCCAUAGAUUACACCUCUAAGAUAUGGGCCCAUAGAUUACACCUCUAGAGAGAAGAUUACACCUCUUAGUAUGGCCCAUAGAUUACACCUCUAGAUAUGGCCCAUAGAUUACACCUCUAGAUAUGGCCCAUAGAUUACACCUCUAGAUAUGGCCCAUAGAUUACACCUCUAGAUAUGGCCCAUAGAUUACACCUCUAGAGAGAAGCAGAGAUAUGGCCCAUAGAUUACACCUCUAGAUAUGGCCCAUAGAUUACACCUCUAGAGAGAAGCAGAGAUAUGGCCCAUAGAUUACACCUCUAGAUAUGGCCCAUAGAUUACACCUCUAGAUAUGGCCCAUAGAUUACACCUCUAGAUAUGGCCCAUAGAUUACACCUCUAGAUAUGGCCCAUAGAUUACACCUCUAGAUAUGGCCCAUAGAUUACACCUCUAGAUAUGGCCCAUAGAUUACACCUCUAGAUAUGGCCCAUAGAUUACACCUCUAGAUAUGGCCCAUAGAUUACACCUCUAGAUAUGGCCCAUAGAUUACACCUCUAGAUAUGGCCCAUAGAUUACACCUCUAGAGAGAAGCAGAGAUCUGUAACCACUGGGAAUCACAACUAUGUUGUCCAAUAUUCCACUCAACACUUUUGUCUCUCCUCCAGGCGAAGCGUUCCCCCCACGCGACACCACCAACACUCGGACCGUCGGUCCCCCCCAACAGCCCCACUGGCCUCUCCUCCUCUCAGCAUUCCUCUCUCCUGCCCCUCAAGCAGAGCUCUGGAGGGCAGCAGCACGGCCAUGUCUCCUCCUCCUCCUCCUCCUCCUCCUCUCCCAGUCUAGCUGCUCCCGCUCCCUUCUCCCCGCUGGUACCAAACCUCCACGGCCCCCCGGCAGGGGCCAAGCUGGGUGGCCCUGACUGCCCAACAGGGGCCCUCCAUAAGCCCUUGGCCUGUAAGAACUCACACAUUCCUCCUGUGAACGGUCAGCACAGCAAACUGGGCCCCUCCCUGAUGGGCUGUAAUCACCCCUGCAACGGCCACAGUGGGGGGGCACUGCCCUCUUCCAACGUGGGACACCUGACCUCUGGGCAACACCUGACCUCUGGGCAACACCUGACCGCUGGGCAACACCUGACCGCUGGGCAACACCUGACCGCUGGGCAACACCUGACCGCUGGGCAACACCUGACCGCUGGGCAACACCUGACCGCUGGGCAACACCUGAGCGCUGGGCAACACCUGACCGCUGGCGCCUGCAGGUUGGUAGUUUGGUAGAUAGUUUCACAGGAAUCUGAUGGAGAAGAACAAUGUAGCUUCAUAAAAUGUAGUGAUAGAUACUGUCUAGUGAUGAGACGGGUCUGUCUAGUGAUGAGACGGGUCUAUCUAGUGAUGAGACGGGUCUGUCUAGUGAUGAGACGGGUCUAUCUAGUGAUGAGACGGGUCUAUCUAGUGAUGAGACGGGUCUGUCUAGUGAUGAGACGGGUCUGUCUAGUGAUGAGACGGGUCUAUCUAGUGAUGAGACGGGUCUGUCUAGUGAUGAGACGGGUCUGUCUAGUGAUGAGACGGGUCUGUCUAGUGGAUGAGACGGGUCUGUCUAGUGAUGAGACGGGUCUGUCUAGUGAUGAGACGGGUCUAUCUAGUGAUGGACGGUCUAUCUAGUGAUGAGACGGGUCUAUCUAGUGAUGAGACGGGUCUAUCUAGUGAUGAGACGGGGGGUCUAUCUAGUGAUGAGACGGGUCUGUCUAGUGAUGAGACGGGUCUAUCUAGUGAUUGAGACGGGUCUAUCUAGUGAUGAGACGGGUCUAUCUAGUGAUGAGACGGGUCUAUCUAGUGAUGAGACAGGUCUAUCUAGUGAUGAGACGGGUCUAUCUAGUGAUGAGACGGGUCUGUCUAGUGAUGAGACGGGUCUGUCUAGUGAUGAGACGGGUCUAUCUAGUGAUGAGACGGGUCUAUCUAGUGAUGAGACGGGUCUAUCUAGUGAUGAGACGGGUCUGUCUAGUGAUGAGACGGGUCUGUCUAGUGAUGAGACGGGUCUGUCUAGUGAUGAGACGGGUCUAUCUAGUGAUGAGACGGGUCUAUCUAGUGAUGAGACGGGUCUAUCUAGUGAUGAGACGGGUCUAUCUAGUGAUGAGUGUGCAGUAAUAGACUGCUUGGCUAGUAUAGGUAGUGUGAGUAAAGAUGGUUUCAUGGGAGAAAAACAACAACAGGUUUAUUAUAGAAUCUAGUAGGUAAGUACUUGAUUCAAGGUUUGUAUUCGAUUGCUAAUAAUCGAAUACAAGUACUGGAAAUGUCCAAACUAUUUAGCAGGUUAAAUUGAUAAGCACUGACUAAAUGUCAAACUCUAAGAUGUGCUUAUUGUUUGGGGAAGUAUUGCCCAAAUGCGGUGACAUUUUUUUUCAAUUUAAGUUGUAAAUUACAGCACCAUUUCACGGUAACAUGCGAGGACUUUAAAUGAUUUGCAUGAGAUACUGGAACACAGACAUUGUUUCAGAUGGCCUCCCCUAGAAUCUAGUGAUAGGACAUGGUCGUGGUUCUGUCUGUCAUCACAUGGUUUCUCUCUGUCACUGUCUGUCCAUCUGUCUGUGCUACCUGUUGUCCCCAUCCUGUGUCCACUGUCUGUACAUCUGUCUGUGCUACCUGUUGUCCCCAUCCUGUCUGUCCAUCUGUCUGUGCUACCUGUUGUCCCCGUCCUGUCUCCAUGCUCCAGGGACCAGGCGUGUAAAGGACACAAGCUGUCUAACGGGGCGGGGGGGUUGUGUCACCCCCCGUCGGAGCUGGACGAGGGAGAGGAUGAGGACUCUAGUUCUGAGAGGAGCUCCUGUGCUUCCUCAUCAAACAACCAGAAGGAUGGGAAGUACUGUGACUGCUGCUACUGUGAGUUCUUCGGACACAACGCGGUAUGUACAGGAGGGGGGGGGGGGGGGGGGGGCGGUGGUAUGUACAGGAGGGGGGGGGGGGGCGGUAUGUACAGGAGUGAUGGGGGGGGAAAAGCCAUACAUAUCGGAUAUGAUUUUUGACGAUAUAUUGCAAUAUUAUUUUGGACAAUAUCACAAUAUUAUUUUUGCGCUAGUCGGCUCUACUUACACCAAAACUCCGGGAUUUUUCCUUAAUAGCUUCUCUUCUCCUUCUCCUCUUCUUCUUCUUCUCUGUUCUCCAGCUUCUUUUUAAAAAGGGAGCGUCUGUUUCCACAACUGAUCAGAACUACACUGCUCAAAAAAAUAAAGGGAACACUUAAACAACACAAUGUAACUCCAAGUCAAUCACACUUCUGUGAAAUCAAACUGUCCACUUAGGAAGCAACACUGAUUGACAAUACAUUUCACAUGCUGUUGUGCAAAUGGAAUAGAUAACAGGUGGAAAUUAUAGGCAAUUAGCAAGACACCCCCAAUAAAGGAGUGGUUCUGCAGGUGGUGACCACAGACCACUUCUCAGUUCCUAUGCUUCCUGGCUGAUGUUUUGGUCACUUUUGAAUGCUGGCGGUGCUUUCACUCUAGUGGUAGCAUGAGACGGAGUCUACAACCCACACAAGUGGCUCAGGUAGUGCAGCUCAUCCAGGAUGGCACAUCAAUGCGAGCUGUGGCAAGAAGGUUUGCUGUGUCUGUCAGCGUAGUGUCCAGAGCAUGGAGGCGCUACCAGGAGACAGGCCAGUACAUCAGGAGACGUGGAGGAGGACGUAGGAGGGCAACAACCCAGCAGCAGGACUGCUACCUCUGCCUUUGUGCAAGGAGGAGCAGGAGGAGCACUGCCAGAGCCCUGCAAAAUGACCUCCAGCAGGCCACAAAUGUGCAUGUGUCUGCUCAAACGGUCAGAAACAGACUCCAUGAGGGUGGUAUGAGGGCCCGACGUCCACAGGUGGGGGUUGUGCUUACAGCCCAACACCGUGCAGGACGUUUGGCAUUUGCCAGAGAACACCAAGAUUGGCAAAUUCGCCACUGGUGCCCUGUGCUCUUCACAGAUGAAAGCAGGUUCACACUGAGCACAUGUGACAGACGUGACAGAGUCUGGAGACGCCGUGGAGAACGUUCUGCUGCCUGCAACAUCCUCCAGCAUGACCGGUUUGGCGGUGGGUCAGUCAUGGUGUGGGGUGGCAUUUCUUUGGGGGGGCCGCACAGCCCUCCAUGUGCUCGCCAGAGGUAGCCUGACUGCCAUUAGGUACCGAGAUGAGAUCCUCAGACCCCUUGUGAGACCAUAUGCUGGUGCGGUUGGCCCUGGGUUCCUCCUAAUGCAAGACAAUGCUAGACCUCAUGUGGCUGGAGUGUGUCAGCAGUUCCUGCAAGAGGAAGGCAUUGAUGCUAUGGACUGGCCCGCCCGUUCCCCAGACCUGAAUCCAAUUGAGGACAUCAUGUCUCGCUCCAUCCACCAACGCCACGUUGCACCACAGACUGUCCAGGAGUUGGCGGAUGCUUUAGUCCAGGUCUGGGAGGAGAUCCCUCAGGAGACCAUCCGCCACAUCAUCAGGAGCAUGCCCAGGCGUUGUAGGGAGGUCAUACAGGCACGUGGAGGCCACACACACUACUGAGCCUCAUUUUGACUUGUUUUAAGGACAUUACAUCAAAGUUGGAUCAGCCUGUAGUGUGGUUUUCCGCUUUAAUUUUGAGGGUGACUCCAAAUCCAGACCUCCAUGGGUCGAUAAAUUUGAUUUCCAUUGAUAAUUUUUGUGUGAUUUUGUUGUCAGCACAUUCAACUAUGUAAAGAAAAAAGUAUUUAUAAGAUUAUUUCAUUUAUUCAGAUCUAGGAUGUGUUAUUUUAGUGUUCCCUUUAUUUUUUUGAGCAGUGUAGUUUUAAUCAUGGCUCUCUCGACCUUCUGCAGCAGACAUGGGGCGGCCCUAGGGAAACCCUUCACAUCGUGAAAUAUAUAUUUCUGAAAACUACAAACCGUUCCAAAUCCAGAUUUUUUUUUUAAAUCACAGAUUUAUUUAUCAGAACCCGAGUUAUGAGCUUUUAAAGUUCACCAAAGCCAAAAAGUAAAAAACUGCUAAGAUUUGUUACGUUGUUUUCUAAUUCCGAUGAGGCAUGAGAGAAGAACUCCGCAGCUUGAUUUGUUUCAGAACAGAUUGUCAUGAGUUAUUAUUUAUAAAGCAGUAACUGCUGGUAUUGAUGCAUGAAAUACUCAUUACUAGAACUAAUGAUUACACUGUACAGUAAUAGAUAAAUAUACACUAUCGUUCAAAAGUUUGGGGUCACUUAGAAAUGUCCUUGUUUUUUAAAGAAAAUCAAAAAAUGUUGUCCAUUUUAAAAUAACAUCAAAUUGAUCAGAAAUACAGUGUAGACAUUGUUAAUGUUGUAAAUGGCUAUUGUAGCUGGAAACGGCAGAUUUUUUAAAUGGAAUAUCUACAUAGAGGUUUGAGAAACAGACGCCUCACAGGUCCUCAACUGGCAGCUUCAUUAAAUAGUACCCGCAAAACGCCAGUCUCAACGUCAACAAUGAAGAGGCGACUCUGGGAUGCUGACCUUCUAGACAGAGUUGCAGAUAAAAAGUCAUAUCUCAGACUGGCCAAUAAAAAUAAAAGAUUAAGAUGGGCAAAAGAACACAAACACUGGACUUUUUCUUUGCAACUCUGCCUAGAAGGUCAGCAUCCCGGAGUCGCCACUUCACAGUUGACGUGUUGCAAAGAGAUCUCUAACACAGAGAAACACAAACUACUAGGUUUUCAUUCUUACCUGAGCCGAGUGCCCCAUGGUGACAGCCACCUUGGAUCCGGUGCUGGGCACCAGAUCCACAAGCCUGCCCAUUCCCUUCACCAUCUAACCCUGAGGGGAAAAACAUGUUUCAGUGCUUUACCAGUCUUAUUUAUUUAGGUCCACAAUAAAGUCAAUUGUCACGGAGACCCAAAUGUUUUAAAACACAUACAUAAAGAAGGGGUUCUCUUCAAACCGCUUUCUCUCAUCUCCCUCUCUUUCAGUGAAUCAACAUUCACUUGUUAGCUAGCUAAUUUGUUUUGUGUGAUACAGGGAUGAAAAAUACCAUGGCUGGUGAAAUAGGCAGUGAAACAUUUAGGCUAGCGUUAACUAUAGCAGCCUGUAGCUCAGUUGGUAGAGCAUGGCGUUUGCGACGCCAGGGUUGUGGGUUCGAUUCCCACGGGGGGCCAGUAUGAAAAAUGUAUGCACUCACUUAACUGUAAGUCGCUCUGGAUAAGAGCGUCUGCUAAAAUGACUAAAAUGUAUUCAAUAGUACUGUGGCUAUAGCCUACCUUGAACAAUACUACAAAGUAGAGGCAGGUAGCGAAGGCCUGAUACUUGAUCAAGUCUAGCUAAUGCACUGUGUGACGGGCCAAAAACAUGAGUUGGAGCACUCGGCAAAAAAAAGUAGAUUGCUUUUCUUUUAGCUCACUGUAGUCCGUUGUACAGGAUGGGAUAGAGCUCACUGUAGUCCGUUGUACAGGAUGGGAUAGCGAUUCACGAGAUCUAGAUUUUUAUAAUACACUACUGUAGAAAUAAGCUGUGUUGUACAAUUAAUGGUCAAAUACACUGUGUUUAAAACAGUCUGCAAUAAUCUAAUGAAUUCAGAGCUUGUGAAAUUAUACCUAGGCUGAAUACAUGCCUUCCAAAACCAUAAGACCCACUAAUAAUGUAAUUAUUUUAUCAAAAUAGUUUUACCUGCUUUUUGUUGUUGUUGCAAUAAUCACUUAUCUGGCUUUCAAGUCUGGCUAUAACAUUUCCCUUUUUGUUCCAAAUUUAACCAGAACCAUGCAUAAUGCACAUUCACUAAUAAUGUAGCAGACAUUAUAGAAAAUGAACACCGGUCUCAUAAACUUUCUCCUAAACACAAGCCCACGUGCUAGUGAGUAGCCAGCUGAUCAAGCCCACGUCCUAGUGAGUGGCCAGCUAAUCUUCAUAUUUCAAGUUUAGCCAACUUGGAUCUGGGUAUAAUGUCACCAGCUCUGAAUUCAGCUAAAAAGGCAAACCAGUUGAAUUGUUAUGAACACAACCUUCUGUCCGUCUCCAACUGUUUGAACAGCAUGCUAGCCUGUCCACUUUGCUCAGAUGUUGAAAUCAAGAGGCCUGCCUUAUUUCACAGAAUGAGAACGAGUUGUCAAUUCCUUAUUGAAUCGUUUUAUGCUUAUUGCACAUUUUAUAAAAACACAGACUAAACAGCUAGUAUAACAAACUUUUAUUUGACAGAAAUUCUGCUAGCGAUACGUGGUACCAUAAUACGUGCGCGACAAACUGAGCAUACAUUUUCCAGAGUGAAUGUUCGUUGGUACAUCCGUUUUAGUAGCGUCUGCUCUGCUCUAAAUUUGAAGAGUUGAAACAUAAACAGGAUAUGGUUCUCCUCUAUUACGGUAAAUGUAAUGUCUCAAUGUGUUUUGGUGUCCAUAUGACCAAUUCUGUUGGACCAAACCUCAAAUGCAAAUAGCGAUUUGAAACCAUUUGUCAGAGUGGAAGAAAGUGGUCUCUCAUCUUUGUUGUUGUGAGUGUUAGGGGCUUGGGAGAAAGAGGAGAAGCGAGAGGUUUCACUCUCGGCUAAAUCUGUCCAAAAAGACAACAUGAGAAUAAACCGACAAACGCUCAUAAAAACGAAAAAUACAACAAAAAAAAAUAGAUUCUGCGAUACAGGCAUUUGGUAUAUCGCGCAAAAACAUAUAUAUUCAAAUGAAUUAAAUUAAUUUGAUAUAUUGCCCAGACCUAGGAUGUGAACAGGUGACUGACGUUUCGACGUCAAGCUGACGUCUUCCUCAGUGACCUGACCAUUGCACUUGGCUCCUAUUUCUAGCCUAGUGGCCAUUAUGACACAACAAUGCAAGAGAAGAACAAUGUUAAAUUAUCAAAAUACUACUAAGAGAUAGUGUCUGGUUAACCAAUAGGCCGUGUCAAAAUACACAUAAGUGAUAUUUGGGUCUCGUGUCAAAAUAUACAUAAGUGAUAUUUGGGUGUCUGUGAAUCAGGAGACACAGAGACCCAAAACAUCAAUGCUACAACAUUUAUAGAAACGAGGACAGUCAAACAUCAUCGCUUAGCCCCUUAGGAUCCACAGUGUCUAAGGAGUACUGCCCCUUAGGAUCCCCAGUGUCUAAGGAGUACUGCCCCUUAGGAUCCACAGUGUCUAAGGAGUACUGUCCCUUAGGAUGCACAGUGUCUAAGGAGUACUGCCCAUUAGGAUCCACAGGGUCUAAGGAGUACUGCCCCUUAGGAUCCACAGUGUCUAAGGAGUACUGCCCCUUAGGAUCCACAGUGUCUAAGGAGUACUGUCCAUUUAGGAUCCACAGUGUCUAAGGAGUACUGCCCCUUAGGAUCCACAGUGUCUAAGGAGUACUGCCCCUUAGGAUCCGCAGUGUCUAAGGAGUACUGCCCCGUAGGAUCCACAGUGUCUAAGGAGUACUGUCCAUUUAGGAUCCGCAGUGUCUAAGGAGUACUGCCCAUUAGGAUCCACAGUGUCUAAGGAGUACUGCCCCUUAGGAUCCGCAGUGUCUAAGGAGUACUGCCAGAAUGCCUCGUUUUAGUGUACGUACGAUGUCACCUCCUCUUGGUGAAAUGUGGACGUCUUCUAUGGUUACAAAGCGCAGGGAGGAAGGUGAGCCAUGGUUGGCUUCGAUGCAGUGGCGCAAAAUAUCAUAGUCUGUGUUUUUAUUUCGAAUAGCAAGCCUUAUGUUCUGCGGAGUUUCAAUGCCUGUUUAGUUUGACCAAUAGAAGCAGCCCCACAGAUGCAUUUGAGCAUGUAUAUGACGUGGUGUACUUAACUAGCUAACUAACUAGCUAACUAGCAUAACAUACCUUGCUUGUUCCUCGUUGAAGAUGCUGUCAUCUCCAUCCAUGAUGAGGUGACAGACGAUCAUAUAAAAUAAUCCUUGAUUAAACGGUGACCCAGAGCUGUCAGCUCAAAGUAAUGAAGAGUAACUCAAUGCAACAAGCAGCAUGGCUAUUUAUCUGAGAAGUCAGCUUCGACAUGAUUGAUUGACUAACUAGAAAGAGACUGGGUGGGCUACGAUGACAGGAGCCCAAUCCCCUGUGCACUCGUUCUCACCCCCCUCAAAGAUCAAAAGCAGUGGAUUGGUGUAACUGUUCUAUCCAAUACUUUUCCAUCUUUGAGGGGAACUGCCAGGGCUAGCAAAGAAAUGGGUUGCGGCUCAAAAUGACAGAUAAUGACAGCAAAUUAAAGAUAGGAUAUGAAUUGCUUUGCUACCUAAAAUCUAAAUAAUUCUGAACUGCUGAAAUUACUGCAAUACUGUUCAUAUAUUUAGUUGACUUUUCGUGUCAUUUUGACCAUCUGAUCAAGCAACAUCAGAAGUAAGUGUGAACCUCGUAUGAACGAUAGCGCCGGUGUACGGCAACUUGUAGACAAAAUGAAAAUCCGACCCACUUGACUCAUAACUACAUUGUUGAUUUGUAAAUUACAACAUUAUACUACUACAUGACUAACUAGCCAGCUAAUUAUUCUGUGUCUAAACCAGCCUGACUUUAUUGACUUGUAGCAUGUUAUCUUAAUAAUAAUAAUAAUAAAUAUAAUAUGCCAUUUAGCAGACGCUUUUAUCCAAAGCGACUUACAGUCAUGCGUGCAUACAUUUUUACGUAUGGGGUGGUCCCGGGGAUCGAACCCACUACCCUGGCGUUACAAGCGCCACGCUCUACCAGCUGAGCUACAGAGGGCCAAGUGAGCUGCGACACUCUCAGGGAAGUUUGAGCUAGCGUUUUCACAUUGAGCAUGCUAGCUAAUUACAAUAAAGAAAAGGUUUUAAAGUAUCCAAAACAACCAAAAUCACAAUUUCCACAAAAACAGAUUUGGCUUUAUCCCAACAGUGAGUCGGCGCAACAUCCGACGGGUUCUCGUAGGUCGCUUCACAAUAUGGUGAGUCAUACAGUGGGGAAAAAAAGUAUUUAGUCAGCCACCAAUUGUGCAAGUUCUCCCACUUAAAAAGAUGAGAGAGGCCUGUAAUUUUCAUCAUAGGUACACGUCAACAAAAUGAGAUUUUUUUCCCAGAAAAUCACAUUGUAGGAUUUUUAAUGAAUUUAUUUGCAAAUUAUGGUGGAAAAUAAGUAUUUGGUCAAUAACAAAAGUUUCUCAAUACUUUAUUAUAUACCCUUUGUUGGCAAUGACACAGGUCAAACGUUUUCUGUAAGUCUUCACAAGGUUUUCACACACUGUUGCUGGUAUUUUGGCCCAUUCCUCCAUGCAGAUCUCCUCUAGAGCAGUGAUGUUUUGGGGCUGUCGCUGGGCAACACGGACUUUCAACUCCCUCCAAAGAUUUUCUAUGGGGUUGAGAUCUGGAGACUGGCUAGGCCACUCCAGGACCUUGAAAUGCUUCUUACGAAGCCACUCCUUCGUUGCCCGGGCGGUGUGUUUGGGAUCAUUGUCAUGCUGAAAGACCCAGCCACGUUUCAUCUUCAAUGCCCUUGCUGAUGGAAGGAGGUUUUCACUCAAAAUCUCACAAUACAUGGCCCCAUUCAUUCUUUCCUUUACACGGAUCAGUCGUCCUGGUCCCUUUGCAGAAAAACAGCCCCAAAGCAUGAUGUUUCCACCCCCAUGCUUCACAGUAGGUAUGGUGUUCUUUGGAUGCAACUCAGCAUUCUUUGUCCUCCAAACACGGCGAGUUGAGUUUUUACCAAAAAGUUCUAUUUUGGUUUCAUCCGACCAUAUGACAUUCUCCCAAUCCUCUUCUGGAUCAUCCAAAUGCACACUAGCAAACUUCAGACGGGCCUGGACAUGUACUGGCUUAAGCAGGGGGACACGUCUGGCACUGCAGGAUUUGAGUCCCUGGCGGCGUAGUGUGUUACUGAUGGUAGGCUUUGUUACUUUGGUCCCAGCUCUCUGCAGGUCAUUCACUAGGUCCCCCCGUGUGGUUCUGGGAUUUUUGCUCACCGUUCUUGUGAUCAUUUUGACCCCACGGGGUGAGAUCUUGCGUGGAGCCCCAGAUCGAGGGAGAUUAUCAGUGGUCUUGUAUGUCUUCCAUUUCCUAAUAAUUGCUCCCACAGUUGAUUUUUUCAAACCAAGCUGCUUACCUAUUGCAGAUUCAGUCUUCCCAGCCUGGUGCAGGUCUACAAUUUUGUUUCUGGUGUCCUUUGACAGCUCUUUGGUCUUGGCCAUAGUGGAGUUUGGAGUGUGACUGUUUGAGGUUGUGGACAGGUGUCUUUUAUACUGAUAACAAGUUCAAACAGGUAACGAGUGGAGGACAGAGGAGCCUCUUAAAGAAGAAGUUACAGGUCUGUGAGAGCCAGAAAUAUUGCUUGUUUGUAGGUGACCAAAUACUUAUUUUCCACCAUAAUUUGCAAAUAAAUUCAUAAAAAAUCCUACAAUGUGAUCUGGAUUUUUUUUUUCUCAAUUUGUCUGUCAUAGUUGACGUGUACCUAUGAUGAAAAUUACAGGCCUCUCUCAUCUUUUUAAGUGGGAGAACUUGCACAAUUGGUGGCUGACUAAAUACUUUUUUUCCCCACUGUAUGUUUGGAACGUCGAACCGCAAUAAAAUCGCAGUCUCGAAUUGCAAGACGUAUAGAAUCGUGAGGUCCCUGGAAAUUCUCAGCCCUAAUGUAUAGUAUGGUACAAUUGGCUAAUUUAUUGAAAUAGCAUUAAAAGCAUGAACAAUAUAAACAGUGAGUAACAAAAGUAAUGUUUGACUUCUGCUCCUGUGAGUUCUUUGACACACUUUAGUAAUGGAUUGUAAUUGUAAUAGCAUUUAUGAGCACUUUUCACUUGGCCAUAUUGCGUUCAUGUUGGGGCCGAAUGUAAACCCAUUGGUUGUUAAAUGUGAAAUCAGGUGACCUGGGAGUGGUCUAGUGCGGUCUUAGCUGCCUCUGGAGCACAUGUAAGAUGUACUGCUGCCAGCAUGGGUUGGAAUCCCACCCACUGCUCUUUCAGCACUCUCUCUCCUACCUUUCAUCUUGGUCUCUCUCCAGCCAAUGAACAUACAACAACAAAAAGAGAAAUCAGAUUGUGGCUGGGUUUCAAUCCACCAAAUGCUCCCUCCCUUCUGCCGUUCCUUCCCCUGUAUCUGAGAUGACUGGAUAGUUUCUGCCGUGUUACGGUCUGUCCAGCCUUCUCAGAUGUCUGAAAGGGAGUGAACAAGGGCAAAGGAAGGGAGCAAGUUAUUGAAAUGAAAUGCAUCCUAUUGAAGGAAAUUCUCUCCUCUGAUCAUGUCCUCUCUUCCCUCCAGCCCCCGGCGGCUCCGACCAGCCGCAACUACACAGAGAUCCGUGAGAAGCUUCGGUCCCGUCUGACGCGUCGUAAGGAGGAGUGUCUUCCCCAGAGACGGGAGUCUGACCCGGCCGUGUCCACCUCCAUCGACCACCGAGACGUGGACGAGCUGAUGGACUUCAUCAACUCCUCAGAGCACAAACCGGCCAACAGUGCUAAGGCUGCCAAGCGGGCGCGACAUAAACAGAAGAAGAAGGUGAUGUCAAAUGACCUGGUGGGAAUACUGCAAUACAGAUCAGUUAAUACAUCUUUAACGGUUUGGUGUUUCUUUGGAACAUCUACAUGUGUAUUUGUGUAAGUAGUACGUAAUAUUUCUAGUAAUCGCCUGUUUCUGUAGUGAGACAGCUUGAUGUACAGUACACCCCCUGGACAGGACACUAGUCUAUCUCCUGUUUCUGUAGUGAGACAGUUUGAUGUACAGUACACCCCCUGGACAGGACACUAGUCUAUCUCCUGUUUCUGUAGUGAGACAGCUUGAUGUACCAGUACACCCCCUGGACAGGACACUAGUCUAUCUCCUGUUUCUGUAGUGAGACAGCUUGAUGUACCAGUACACCCCCUGGACAGGACACUAGUCUAUCUCCUGUUUCUGUAGUGACACAGCUUGAUGUACAGUUACACCCCCUGGACAGGACACUAGUCUAUCUCCUGUUUUCUGUAGUGAGACAGCUUGAUGUACAGUACACCCCCUGGACAGGACACUAGUCUAUCUCCUGUUUCUGUAGUGAGACAGCUUGAUGUACAGUACACCCCCUGGACAGGACACUAGUCUAUCUCCUGUUUCUGUAGUGAGACAGCUUGAUGUACCAGUACACCCCUGGACAGGACACUAGUCUAUCUCCUGUUUCUGUAGUGAGACAGCUUGAUGUACAGUACACCCCCUGGACAGGACACUAGUCUAUCUCCUGUUUCUGUAGUGAGACAGCUUGAUGUACAGUACACCCCCUGGACAGGACACUAGUCUAUCUCCUUUUCUGUAGUGAGACAGCUUGAUGUACCAGUACACCCCCUGGACAGGACACUAGUCUAUCUCCUGUUUCUGUGUGAGACGCUUGAUGUCGUACACCCCCUGGACCAGGACACUAGUCUAUCUCCUGUUUCUGUAGUGAGACAGCUUGAUGUACAGUACACCCCUGGACAGGACACUAGUCUAUCUCCUGUUUCUGUAGUGAGACAGCUUGAUGUACAGUACACCCCUGGACAGGACACUAGUCAUCUCCUGUUUCUGUAGUGAGACAGCUUGAUGUACGUCACCCCUGGACAGGACACUAGUCUAUCUCCUGUUUCUGUAGUGAGACAGCUUGAUGUACAGUCCAACCCCUGGACAGGACACUAGUCUAUCUCCUGUUUCUGUAGUGAGCAGCUUGAUGUACAGUCACACCCCCUGGACAGGACACUAGUCUAUCUCCUGUUUCUGUAGUGAGCAGCUUGAUGUACAGUACACCCCCUGGACAGGAACUAGUCUAUCUCCUGUUUCUGUAGUGAGACAGCUUGAUGUACAGUACACCCCUGACAGUGUCUACCCUGAGUGUUGUUACUAAUGCCUAAUAUGAAUUAUAAUGGAAAGUAACCACAUUUUCAUAGUUGUAAUUACAUGUAUUCUGUCUGUGUACUCGUCUGUCUGUCUAACCGCCUGUCUGUCUGUGUACUCGUCUGUCUGUCUAACCAUCUGUCUGUCUGUCUAACCGCCUGUCUGUCUGUCUAACGGCCUGUCUGUCUGUCUAACCGCCUGUCUGUCUGUCUAACCGCCUGUCUGUCUGUCUAACCGCCUGUCUGUCUGUCUAACCCUGUCUGUCUGUCUAACCGCCUGUCUGUCUGUCUAACCGCCUGUCGUCUGUCAACCGCCUGUUGUCUGUCUAACAGCCUGUCUGUCUGUCUAACCGCCGUCUGUUGUCUAACCGCCUGUCGUCUGUCUAACCGCCUGUCUGUCUGUUAACCGCCGUCUGUCUGUCUAACCGUCUGUCUAACUGCCUGUCUGUCUGUCUAACCGUCUGUCUAACGUCGUUGUCUGUCUAACUGCUGUCUGUCUGUCUAACUGCUGUCUGUCUGUCUAACCGCCUGUCUGUCUAUCUAACCUGUCUGUCGUCUGUCUAACCGUCUGUCUGUUGUCAACUGCUGUCUGUCUGUCUGUCUGUCUAACUGCCUGUCUGUUGUCUAACUGCUGUCGUCUGUCUAACUGCCUUCUGUCUGUCUAACUGCCUGUCUGUCUGUCUAACUGCCUGUCUGUCUGUCUAACUGCCUGUCUGUCUGUCUAACUGCCUGUCUGUCUGUCUAACUGCCUGUCUGUCUGUCUAACUGCCUGUCUGUCUGUCUAACUGCCUGUCUGUCUGUCUAACUGCCUGUCUGUCUGUCUAACUGCCUGUCUGUCUGUCUAACCGCCUGUCUGUCUGUCUACCAUCUGUCUGUCUGUCUAACCAUCUGUCUGUCUACCUAUCUGUCUGUCUAACCAUCUGUCUGUCUGUCUGUCUGUCUGUCUAACCACCUGUCUGUCUGUCUAGCUAUCCGUCUUCUGCUCUGUCUAACAUCAGUCUCUUCUUCCUAAAACCAUGGUGGGGUGACUCUAGCUACUCUAGCUGACCACCCAGCAGAAUGUGACAAGGAUCCGCUCUCUCUCCCCACCAGGAGAGGACGAGCAGACCACCAGGAGGGUGGAUGGUGAGGGAGGAAGGGGAGGACCCACCUCCCACAGGGAUGUCAGGAACCCAGACCACCCCAGCCAGGAGGAGGGGGAUGUGGACGGGGAGGAGGAUGAGGACCCAGACCUCCCCAGCCAGGAGGAGGGGGAUGUGGACGGGGAGGAGGGUGAGGACCCAGAGGCUAGUCGGCUGUUGGAGUGGCCUCAGCUGGAACUAGAGAGGGUCAACUCCUUCCUGACCUCUCGGCUAGAGGAGAUCAAAAACACCAUCAAGGUAAGGAUAGAUGCGUCCCAAAUGGCACCCUAUUAAUAGCAAGAAUUACAAAUGGCACUAAAUAGUGCACUACCCUAAAUCAUGCACUACCUUUGACCAGGGCCCAUGGGGAGAAUAUAGGGGACAGGGUGCCAUCUGGGACUCAAUUGAUCACUGUCCAUAGGGCACUAUAAAAUCGGUCAUGCUGAGAACGCGGACGAAAUUCAACAAUAUAAAAAAAUUGUAUUGAACUUAGUAGAAAAUGUAUUAAUUUACCCAAGAUUAUGACAUGAACAAAAUGCAUCAGUGAUUAGUAUUGUCCUUUAACUUUCUGAAGAGGCAACACAGGAAUGCCCCUUGAUGUACCAGUACACCCCCUGGACAGGACACUAGUCUAUCUCCUGUUUCUGUAGUGAGACAGCUUGAUGUACCAGUACACCCCCUGGACAGGACACUAGUCUAUCUCCUGUUUCUGUAGUGAGACAGCUUGAUGUACCAGUACACCCCCUGGACAGGACACUAGUCUAUCUCCUGUUUCUGUAGUGAGACAGCUUGAUGUACAGUACACCCCCUGGACAGGACACUAGUCUAUCUCCUGUUUCUGUAGUGAGACAGCUUGAUGUACCAGUACACCCCCUGGACAGGACACUAGUCUAUCUCCUGUUUCUGUAGUGAGACAGCUUGAUGUACAGUCCACCCCCUGGACAGGACACUAGUCUGUCUCCUGUUUCUGUAGUGAGGCAGCUUGAUGUACAGUACACCCCCUGGACAGGACACUAGUCUGUCUCCUGUUUCUGUAGUGAGACAGCAGGACACCCCCUGGACAGGACACUAGUCUAUCUCCUGUUUCUGUAGUGAGACAGCAGGACACCCCCUGGACAGGACACUAGUCUAUCUCCUGUUUCUGUAGUGAGACAGCUUGAUGUACAGUCCACCCCCUGGACAGGACACUAGUCUAUCUCCUGUUUCUGUAGUGAGACAGCUUGAUGUACCAGUACACCCCCUGGACAGGACACUAGUCUAUCUCCUGUUUCUGUAGUGAGACAGCUUGAUGUACAGUCCACCCCCUGGACAGGACACUAGUCUAUCUCCUGUUUCUGUAGUGAGACAGCUUGAUGUACAGUCCACCCCCUGGACAGGACACUUGUCUAUCUCCUGUUUCUCCUGUUUCUGUAGUGAGACAGCAGGACACCCCCUGGACAGGACACUAGUCUAUCUCCUGUUUCUGUAGUGAGACAGCAGGACACCCCCUGGACAGGACACUAGUCUAUCUCCUGUUUCUGUAGUGAGACAGCAGGACACCCCCUGGACAGGACACUAGUCUAUCUCCUGUUUCUGUAGUGAGACAGCAGGACACCCCCUGGACAGGACACUAGUCUAUCUCCUGUUUCUGUAGUGAGACAGCAGGACACCCCCUGGACAGGACACUAGUCUAUCUCCUGUUUCUGUAGUGAGACAGCAGGACACCCCCUGGACAGGACACUAGUCUAUCUCCUGUUUCUGUAGUGAGACAGCAGGACACCCCCUGGACAGGACACUAGUCUAUCUCCUGUUUCUGUAGUGAGACAGCAGGACACCCCCUGGACAGGACACUAGUCUAUCUCCUGUUUUUGUAGUGAGACAGCAGGACACCCCCUGGACAGGACACUAGUCUAUCUCCUGUUUCUGUAGUGAGACAGCAGGACACCCCCUGGACAGGACACUAGUCUAUGGCAGGGCCUAUUGUAUUGAUGUUUGUCUAGCUAUUUAUAUAUCGUAUCUUACAUAUUAUUAGUCACACAUUGUCUACUGCAGUGUUCGCCAACCUUUUCUGAUUUAAGAUCACUUUCUGGGAUCUACUGCUCUGAUGUAUUUAUUUAUACGUAAACCUACGCAACAUUAACCUAUUUAUUUAUACGGAAGCCUACGCAACAUUAACCUAUUUAUUUAUACGUAAACCUACGCAACAUUAACCUAUAUAUUUUCUAACCAGUUGUGUAGUAAUGAGGUUAGUGCAGUAGGCUAUGGGUUAGUGCAGUAGGCUAUGGGUUAGUGCAGUAGGCUAUGGGUUAGUGCAGUAGGCUAUGGGUUAGUGCAGUAGGCUAUGGGUUAGUGCAGUAGGCUAUGGGUUAGUGCAGUAGGCUAUGGGUUAGUGCAGUAGGCUAUGGGUCCAGGACGUUAUCACUGCAUAUUGGCUUUGCUUGAAUUGCCCUGCCAAUGUUGUUCUCAGACCAUUUAGAAAUUAUAUUUAUUUUUUAAUUGAGGCAACAGGUAGCUUAGUGGUUAAGAGCGUUGUGCCAGUAACCGAAAGGUCGCUGGUUCUAAUCCCUGAGCCGACUAGGUGAAAAAUCUGUUGAAACCCUGACUAAGGCAGGUUAGCUGUUUAUGAAACCCUGACUAAGGCAGGUUAGCUGUUUAUGAAACCCUGACUAAGGCAGGUUAGCUGUUUAUGAAACCCUGACUAAGGCAGGUUAGCUGUUUUAAUAAACUUAUUUCCGCUUUUCUUCUCUUUUCUAAAAUAAAAACGUUGACCUUUGACCUUGCAGGACUCUAUCCGGGCCUCGUUCUCCAUGUACGACCUCAACCUGGAUGUGAAUGACUUCCCUAAGAAGGCUGCUACUCUGGAGGGCAACCAUCUUCUCUCCCACCUCAACGGCUCCUCCUGCUCUGACCUGCAGCAGAUAGACCUAGACCUGGCCCCUCUCUCCCUGGGUACCUUCAAGAGUCAUCUGGACCUGGUCAAAGGCUGGGAGGAGGCCCAUCCCCGGGACCACUCCCCCAUCGGACCCAUCUCACCCCUGGCUAGUGCUACUGUACCUGGGGUAGGGGGACCAGGGGCUGCGGCUGGUACUGGGGUGAAGGAUGUUCACAGGCUCCACACCACCCCCAGCCUCUCCAAGCUGAUCCGGGUGCGCACCCCAGAGAGUUGCCCCUCUGCUAGGCCUGAGAAUAAACACCAGGCCCCUGCUUCGACCCAGACCCAGGCCUCCACCACGGUGGCUAAGCCUAAAGAGGAGGCCCCAGCGGAGCCCAACAACAUUACUCCUGGGGCUAAUGCUGGGGCUGGCAAGAACAUUACUCCCCCUACUCCUGGGGCUGGGGUUAAUGCUGGGGCUGGCAAGAACACUUCUACUCCUGGGGCUGGGGUUAAUGCUGGGGCUGGCAAGAACACUUCUACUCCUGGGGCUGGGGUUAAUGCUGGGGCUGGCAAGAACACUUCUACUCCUGGGGCUGGGGUUAAUGCUGGGGCUGGCAAGAACACUUCUACUCCUGGGGCUGGGGUUAAGGCAGCAGCAGCAGCAACGGCAGGACCAGCUACCUCCAGAACAGAACCAGACCAGACCCGGAUCCAAAGCAGCUGCAGAGUCUCAGAAAACUGGUUCCAACGCUGGUUCUGGUUCCAAACCACCACCUCACUCAGCUGAGAGCCAGAGAACCGGGCCAACGAGGGCAGAGGAGACCAGGCCCACCCGGCAGCAGGCCACCAACGGGACAGUGAGUAGCGGGGGUGCUCCCAGCGCCCAAAGAGGGAAGGGGGAGGAGCAAGAGGCCAAAGUUCACUCUGUCACCUCAGCCAAUCACAACCAAGCCCAGCAGCAGCAACCCAAGGGGAAGAAUAAAAAGAACAAGAACAAGGGGGAGAAAACCAGCCGCAACAUCGGUACGUUAGUUUAGAUAACCCUCGUUGACUGUCUCUUGUGUUAUACAUGUUGUAGGAUGGGAGACAUGUCAGGUACGUUAGUUUAGAUAACCCUCUAGUUGACUGUCUCUUGUGUUAUACAUGUUGUAGGAGGGGAGACAUGUCAGGUACGUUAGUUUAGAUAACCCUUGUUGACUGUCUCUUGUGUUAUACAUGUUGUAGGAUGGGAGACAUGUCAGGUACGUUAGUUUAGAUAACCCUCUAGUUGACUGUCUCUUGUGUUAUACAUGUUGUAGGAGGGGAGACAUGUCAGGUACGUUAGUUUAGAUAACCCUUGUUGACUGUCUCUUGUGUUAUACAUGUUGUAGGAGGGGAGACAUGUCAGGUACGUUAGUUUAGAUAACCCUCUAGUUGACUGUCUCUUGUGUUAUACAUGUUGUAGGAGGGGAGACAUGUCAGGUACGUUAGUUUAGAUAACCCUUGUUGACUGUCUCUUGUGUUAUACAUGUUGUAGGAGGGGAGACAUGUCAGGUACGUUAGUUUAGAUAACCCUCUAGUUGACUGUCUCUUGUGUUAUACAUGUUGUAGGAGGGGAGACAUGUCAGGUACGUUAGUUUAGAUAACCCUUGUUGACUGUCUCUUGUGUUAUACAUGUUGUAGGAGGGGAGACAUGUCAGGUACGUUAGUUUAGAUAACCCUCGAGUUGACUGUCUCUUGUGUUAUACAUGUUGUAGGAGGGGAGACAUGUCAGGUACGUUAGUUUAGAUAACCCUCGAGUUGACUGUCUCUUGUGUUAUACAUGUUGUAGGAGGGGAGACAUGUCAGGUACGUUAGUUUAGAUAACCCUCGAGUUGACUGUCUCUUGUGUUAUACAUGUUGUAGGAUGGGAGACAUGUCAGUGUGACUGAUAAAGCUACCAGUCAGCGUUAGCGUUCUUUGGUUGUGACGUUUCUGUCACGUUUCUUUCUUCCCCAGACGAUGUGUUUCUCCCUAAAGACGUAGACCCAAAAGAAAUGGAUGAGAUUGAUCGUGAGGUGGAGUACUUCAAAAGGUAACGCUCAGCCUCUGUGACAAUCCAAAACAUUUAGGGCCGCUUUACCAAACAGACAGAGAUUCUCCAAGACUAGACAUAGUCUCUGUCUGGGAAACUGGCCCUUGUUUGUUUUUUUUUUGCCCCCACCAGCCUCCUGUUCAUAGAACCAUAGAGUGAUAUUUCUCUCUCCCUCCAUCUCUCUCCCUCCAUCUCUCUCCUCUCUGUAGGUUUUGCCUUGACUCUGCUAAACAGACCCGCCAGAAGGUCGCAGUAAACUGGUCCAACUUCAGCCUCAAAAAGGUUCCUUCCAACGCAGCCCAGUAACUGACAGGUU